AUGGCAUCACCAGUGACAAAGCGAGUUUCAUCGACAAAGAAACAACUGUCACCGACUAAAAAGACAACUGGAAAAGACUCAAUUUCUCAGAGUCCUCUACCUGAACAGAAAACAUCAAAGAUCAAGCCUGCAGACCAGGCGGAACCCCUCAACAAACCCUCGCCACCAGCAACGGUCAAGAAAAAAAUUCGAAAAUUACCAAAAAAGCCUGAUGUGAAGGAAUUGACUCCAGCUUCUCAAGAAACACAGAAAUCGCAAACCAACAUUGGGAAUCUCGAUCAGAAUGAGACACCAGAUGAUCACGCUGCCGACCUGUCGUAUGAGGAGCCUUUGCCGAUAAGGGAGACUAUUGAGGAACACGAAGAGACAAUCGAAGUACCAGAAGAAGCGCGACAAGAAGCAGCCGUUCAAUCUGAAGAACAGAGAAAGUCCGCAACGAAGGAAAGUGAUGCGGCCUCUGGAUCAGGGGGCGAGUCAUUCUUCCAGCGAGGCAAGAAUGCAGCCUCGCGCCUUUCAAACUUGACAGGCACUGUCAGGAAUCUCAGUGACCGCGCUAGAACUGCACAAUCCCAGGGCACUUUUGAUAAUAUCCAGAACGGAAUUAAAGGCGUCACGAAGCGCUUCAAGGCCGACGACGGAAGUAUCGUAACCGAAGUCGCCGAGACGGUCCCCAAUCUCCCGACAGAUGUGUCUGAGUUAAAGGGGUUAGAGGUGAGCGAGGAGGGGCAUAUACUCGAUGAUGAUGGUAAUGCCAUUGGAAUACUUGUCGAAGGCGACCCCAGCGAUCUUGCUGGCCUGACAGUUGGGGACGAGGGUGAGAUAUUAGAUGAAGAUGGAGAUCUUAUUGGCCGAGUUGAUCUUGUCAGAGACGAGACUGCAAAGUAUGCCGAUGCGAUUGAAGAAGAGGUUGACACAGAAAAUGUGCCCAGCUUGAAGGACCUCGCGAAAUUGCCACUCACGGAAGACGGGUUUGUAAAAGAUGACCAGGGCCUAGUAUUGGGACGACUUGUUGAAGGUGACCCUGAUGACUUGGCUGGCCAGACUGCAGAUGAGAAUGGCGAAAUCCUCGAUGAAGAUGGAGACUUGAUUGGGCGGGUCGAGCUCAUCCCCAGAAGCCCACUUGAAGAGUCGACUGGCGAAGCAGAGCCCACUGGUGGCGUGUUACUUCCCAAAGUUGCCAUUCUUCGAGGCAGAGAGAUAAACGAGGACGGCAAAAUUUUGAACGACGAGGGUGAACAUCUGGGUCAGGUUGUGGAAGGCCAAGAUCACACACAUUUACUGGGAAAGAUUCCCAACGAGCAGGGCCAGGUGCUGGAUAUCAAUGGAGAGGUUAUUGGACAAGUUGAGACAGUUCCAGGGGAGGCUGCAAAUGUUGCAAUGCAAGAGCUCGAAGAAAAGAAUGCAGCCAUUACCACUAAGGAUGGUGAAACGGAGGAAGAAGAAGAGGAGGAGGAGGAGGAGCAGGAGGAAGGAGAGGGCGCAGAAGACAUGAAAUCCAACGCAUCGCAGGAAAGCGCGCCAGAAUUACCUGAUAUCUCUACCCUUGAAGGCUUGAAAUGCAACAAAUUUGGAAACAUUGUCGGCGAUGAUGGUGUGCCAGUUGGUGAGCUUGUGGAGGGCGAUGCCAAAAAGCUGUCCAAGGGAGAAUUCACGCUUGAUGAUCAAGGCCAAUUCUGGGAUAACAGAGGCAACGUUCUGGGCGUGGCACGAACAAUCCCACUCGAAGAGGAAUACCAGCGCCUGUUUGCAGACUUUGAAGAUCUCGUCGUGGUCGAUGAUGGCUGGGUCGAAGACGCAAGCGGGGAUCGAGUAGGUCAGGUCGUCGAUGGUGAGAUCAAGAAGCUUAUUGGUCGUGCUGUCGAUGACGAUGGGGAUAUUUUGGAUAAGCGAGGAAAUUUGAUCGGCCAUGCUGAGCCCUGGGAGGAACCAGAGCCUGAACCAGAAGAGGUCGAUUUCUCUUUCUUGGAAGGCCUCUCGCCUAACAAGCUAGGCUUUGUCACUGGGUCAGACGGCAUGUUGAUAGGCCGCGUGGUAGAAGGGGAUUUGAAAAAGCUUGCUGGGAGAACCAUCGAUCACGAAGGACAAAUAUGGAGCGAUAGCGGUGAGGUUCUUGGAAGGGUUGAACUGGUUCCAGAGGAGGAACGUGAAUUCUUGGGACCCUUCAGUGACCUGGGCGAUCUGGUGGUUGGGCAAAACGGGCUUGUUGAAACUGAGGAUGGUCUUGUCGUUGGUAAAAUUAUUGAUGGAGACCCGGAAAAGCUACAAGGCAAAGCUGUUGAUGAUGACGGAGACAUCUUGGAUAAACGAGGCAACGUGAUAGGACGGGCUGAACCCUAUACUCCAUCCGAAGAACCAGAAGAGCCAGAGGAGGACUUGUCUGAGCUUGAUGGAAUGAAAGUCAACAAGUUCGGAAAUGUCGUCGACGAAAAUGGGGCGGUCUUUGGACGACUUGUGUCCGGCAACCCUAAGAAGCUCAACGGAAGGAAGGUGGAUGCAGAGGGUCAGGUGUGGGGUGAUGAUGGAAAAGUGCUUGGUAAUGUCGAGCUUAUACCUGCCGCCGAAAGAGAGAGACCUGAAGGUAUUUUCUACGGACUUGAUGGCUUGACUGCAACAAAAGAUGGACUUGUGAUCACCCCAGACCAGAGUGUGGUUGGGAGACUGACCGAUGGGGAGCCCUCAAGGCUUGUUGGCCGCGCCGUUGAUGAGGAUGGUGAAAUCGUCGACAAAGUGGGCAAUGUCAUCGGCCGCGCAGAACGAUACACCCCUGAAGAGAAACAACGGGAUAUCAAUCCAAUGAGCGGCCGAAAAGUCAAUCGAGAAGGCGAGGUUCGCGACGAAGAUGGAAACCUGAUUGGCAGGCUGACUAUGGGCAACGCCAAAGCAUUGAUAGGAAAGAUGGUCAAUGACGAUGGCUAUAUCGUUGACAAUGACGGAAACAAAGUUGGCGAGUGCACGCUGGAAGAAAAUCUGCCAGAGGUUGAAUCCGAGACCGAACCGGAGCCAGAAUUAUCACCCGAGGAAGUCGAGCAGCAGGCCAAAGAAAAACACGAUCGAGAGUUGGCGAAGAAAAUAUCUGGAGUUAUUCAGCAGACACUUGAGUCGCUGGAGCCGCUUUGCAAGCAGAUUACAGAGCACCUGGACCGAGCCGAUCGCACGCCACGAGACGAACUAGACGAAGAGAAACUAGUCCAGACCGUGAAACCUCUUAUUGAAGAUGCUGGAAACAAGCUCCAAGAGUGCAAGGGUACUAUCAGGGCGCUCGAUCCCGACGGAUCCAUCGCUGCGUCCGCAAAGGCCCACAGUGCUUCUCACGAGGCAACACCAGAAGAAUAUCAAUUAGCAGAUCUUAUGAAACAAUUGACUCAGACUGUGUCGGCUACCAUUGAAAAUGGACGACGUCGGAUCGCAGAUAUGCCUCAUGCGAAGAAGAAGCUCAAUCCGCUGUGGGCCUUGCUAUCGGAACCGCUCGUUCAAAUUAUUGCCGCAGUCGGCCUCCUUCUAAGUGGUGUUUUGGGUCUAGUCAAUAAUCUCUUGAGUGGGCUUGGGCUUGGUGGUCUUGUUAGUGGUCUUCUUGGUGGUCUUGGAAUCGACAACUUGAUGAAUAGUCUUGGCUUGGGCAAGUGA
This is a messenger RNA of Penicillium nucicola, 3624 nucleotides long. Its product is annotated as DUF3659 domain-containing protein. The transcript is spliced from 2 exons. NCBI's taxonomy places the organism in Eukaryota, Fungi, Ascomycota, Eurotiomycetes, Eurotiales, Aspergillaceae. The coding region runs from base 1 to 3624 and encodes 1207 amino acids. The record is from RefSeq and is a predicted model, not a curated record.